AUUUAAACGAAGAACUCCAUUAACCAAUGAUAUCGAUUUGGAAUUGAUCUGCCAUAAUGGAUUUCCACGUUGCAUCAAGUAUCAAGACUUUUGUCACAUGCAUGUCAGCAUUGCCUUUCACGUAUAUCGCAGUAUUCAUCGUCACGUGGUUAGGUAACCUGGAUGGAAUUGAAUUAUCGCAGCGCUUAAAAGCAGAACUAUGCAACAGAUUUCUCCCAAAUGAUUGGAAAUACAGCGUCUGGAGUUGUUAUGAUAUCAGAGAUAAUCACAUAGACAUGGAUGACUUUGAAUCAGUUUCACUCUUCUCCAAUGCCCAAGAAGACUUUGCAACGCUAGUGAAAACUAGUAAAUUAGAAAAUGGAGUAAAAGUUGAAAAGGAAAAUAAAUUGAUAUAUGCAACUAGAGAACUGAUAAACGUAUGUACUAAGUGGAACGUUGACAAAGAAGUAUACAGGAUCUCACCAGUUAUUGCCACAACAAUACUUGACAAACUAUGUCCCAUGUUGAAUGUCCAUAUACAACACAUUAAUGAAGACGAAAGUACUCCCUGGUCAAAUGUCUAUACUGUAUUGGCCAAUAUGGAUAGCCAUCAUGAAAUGGAUAUUGCAAAUGUUGUAUCACAAUGUGACGUUAUAACUAAUGACUCCGUUAACCGUAUACGCCACAACGCGUCAGGAAAUUACUUUAAACAUGUGGUCAGCCCCGUACUGGAAUAUAUGAAGUUGUAUGUGAAGGACGAUGCGUUUUUGCAAAUCGUUACCUCUGACGAACUACUGGCCAAAGCCGCACCCAUGGCCCACGUGAUGGAAAUAGCGUUACCAGCCCAUAUUAGUACAAGUCCCGAAAGAUCAACGGAUUCGUUGUUGAGGUUGUUUAGCUCUUUCCCAGAGGCAGCAUCUAUGUUUGCAUUUGCUCUUGAACACAAUCUCGUCCAGUACCCAACGAUUAAUGCAGAUACACAAGAUGAGGCAAUGGCACAGUGGAGCGUAUUCAUCGCAAGUUUGCAAGUUAUGGUAACAACAAUGUUCGAUAAGCUUGCGUCUUUCUCACAAAUCGCAUCAAUCAAAGGUAUGAAUAUGAACCUAGACUCACCAUUGGAUGGUUACUGGGAUAAAUUUGCAAAAGACGGGCCAUCAAAGGCAUACCUGGCAAACCUCUUUGACAGAAUUUCCAAAACUAAGGUCCAUCCUGAAUAUUAUGCCACCAUGGCAUACAGUGUAAAUAUCGCAGACAAGGUUACUUCAUACCUAUUCGCAAAUAACGCGGUCAAUGUAGAUACAACACUAUCACGGAGAAGACUCGCAGAAACUGUAAUAUUCCACCUGAUUCAAAUGUGCAAAUUUGCUUUAGCAGACAAGGAUAAAACCGGUCAAGUGUCGUUAUACGAAUUUGCUGGAACUGUAGUCAAUAAUGUAGACCCGGAGCAGCUGAAACAACAAGUACAGCAAAUAUUAGAGAAACAAGGAAAGAUUAUGGUACAAUAUGACCUCGAUUUCAUCAAUUGGCGUGCUAAAGUAGUAAAGAGACAAUAUAGAAAGGCAUUAGAAGAAAUUAGCGGAAAAUACAAUGAAGUGCUUGAUACUUUCAUGAUAAUAGAUGCUGAUGGAUCGGGUGACCUGUCAUUGCAAGAAUUCUUCCAACACGCAUACAUAACGGCGCCACUCACUAUGUUGGACAUACGUGCGUAGAUUAC
Messenger RNA from Babesia bovis T2Bo, 1693 nucleotides. Its product is annotated as EF hand family protein. NCBI's taxonomy places the organism in Eukaryota, Apicomplexa, Aconoidasida, Piroplasmida, Babesiidae. Gene Ontology annotation, molecular function: calcium ion binding. The transcript has a single exon. The record is from RefSeq and is a predicted model, not a curated record. The coding region runs from base 57 to 1688 and encodes 543 amino acids.